AUGGCUUCAUUGUUGACGCUGUGUGUAUCAACGCACUGUUGCCGGAAUACUAAAAAAAAUGAAAAUCCAUAUGGUGAAAUUAUUGGUACUUCAACUGCUGAUGCUCCUAUUCCAAUGAUUGUCUCCAGAAAUAAAUCUAAUGGAUCACGACCAAAUCGUUCCAGUCGUCUUUCUUGUCCUAAUUUGAGUCCUCACGAGCGGUCCACCCAUCGUCUUUCUGCUCCACUUCCUCAAUCUGCAGUAUCCAUGAAUCGCGCCUUGCCAAAGCUACCGGAGUCAUCAAGACGACUUGAGAAUGAAAAUGUAAGAGCUAUAUAUUCAACAAUCGAUCGCUGUACGCUCAUCAAUAACAGGGAUAAUUUACUUUUGUAUGGUGAAGGACCUGCAAAUCCAACUUAUGAAUGCAUUGAUGCAGUUCCUUCGUAUUCAAAAUUAGAAAAUGGUGGUCGAUCAACGAAACGAUAUGACUAUCCUAUGUUUGCUUUGAACAAUUGUAAAGUAGUUACCGCUGAUGAUGUUCUCUAUCAGAAUGCUUCGCAGAUUUAUACCGGUGUUAGUGAAGAUACUUACAGUUCAAUAGCAGGCGGGGAAGCGAAUUAUGAUGUUGGUUACAGUCAUGUUAGUCAACCAACAAAUACUUGUCUUACUAAUUCGCAAACAACAAACCCCUCUCUCGAUCAUCUUUAUACUCGAAUUCGAAGAGGGCCAUCAACGAAUAGGGCUUCAAAUCCAUCAACUUCUCGACCGAUGCCUUCGAAUGAUCCAACUUCUGAGUACAUUUCAAGUGGAAGUGAUAAAACAAGUCGAGAACCGUCUUAUCGCUAUAUAACAGUUCGCGAAAGUGUUGAUGCCAUUCGUCAACGCCUCUGUGAAUUCAAUAAUACUUUGUCUCAAGAUCAUUCUGUUUUCGUUGAGGGGGACGGUUGUGAACGAGUUCGGGAACACUACUAUUCAUCAAUCGGUGGUGAUUACGAAACGUUACAAGUCUCAUCGGCACCUAUCAACCAAUCCGUUGUAUAUCCAAAUAUUCGUUCUACAUCCAGCGCUCAUGAAGAUCUGGAGUCUUUAUUGGUAUCUAAUUCUGUUAGAAUCUUUGAAAAUUCAGUGCCAAAUCCGCCCACCUCUCCAAUACCGUUGCAUACUGGCUAUCCAAAAAGUAGUACUAGUAUGCAAUCAUCUUUAAAUUCUCAAAGUUUUGUCUUUGAGAUGAAAGGAACAACAAAUAAUGCUGUUAACUGCUAUAGUACCGCUGAAAAAAUUCGUAAAUUGCGAACGAAUUUUUUCGACGAGGAACUGCAGCCAGCACGAAAUCUAGAAGAACCUUCAUCUGUUGAUAUUCGCUUUGAGGAGAUCUCUAGCACAAGUGGAACGUUAAAAAGGAUUAUUACAUCUGCAACUGAUGGAAAGUUUUCUCUUAAAGGCUCUACAGAAAAUAUCGAGAGCCAGUCAUUAACAAAUAUUGCUGAUAUUAAGCGGUGUAUAUCAACUUUGAAUUGGGAAAGUGCCUUUGUUCAUGGUAUACCAAAAAAUACAUCAGUUUCUGCAGAUUUUGGAUUAGGAGAAGUUGCUGAGCAAAGUAUAGUAGGUGCUGGCAAAAAAUCAAGACGUCACAGUUUCCAUGAAGCAGUCAUUGCCAAGAUGACUCAUUCUGAUAACAGUGAUAAGAAUUUACAGCAAACUUCAACACUUUCGUUGAGUGAAAUAAAACCUGGCACUUCUUCACCUGCUUUAAUGGAACUGCUGCAAAAUAAAGAGGAAAAUGAAGCCUAUAAUAUUCCCGAGAAAUUCAUCUCAAUAAACAAUGAAAAGAAUAAUUCUCACACUUCUGUGGUAUCUCUGGAAAUCUCUUUAAAUGAUACUAGUGACAAAUUGAAAAGAGAAUUAUGUUCCCCUCAAGAUACAUUUGGAUUAGCAUGCAUAGAGAAUGGUAUCGUAGGUAAUGUUUAUGAUUCUAAUUUAAUCAGUUAGAA
Molecule: messenger RNA, 1970 nt
Organism: Thelazia callipaeda (thelaziosis nematode)
Lineage: Eukaryota; Metazoa; Nematoda; Chromadorea; Rhabditida; Thelaziidae
Source: the annotation of a GenBank genome assembly